AUGGCCUCUUCAGAGCAUGCGUCUGCCCUGCUAAAGUGGGCGCGUUCUCAAGGUGCAAGUAUCAAUCCUUCAGUUGAAGUCGUUUAUUUGCCCGAGACAGGCCUCUCGUUCCGCGCAAAAGCCCCUACAGCGCCCUCUGACACAAUCGUCAGCAUCCCCUCGUCACUCACGCUCUCAUAUCUUAACACUCUUCCUGGCCGUGAUGACCCAAAGCCUUUUACCGCGGGGUUCUUGGCACAAACACCGCCUCAUGUCCUUGGCCGUUUUGUUCUCAUCAAGCACUUUCUGCUAAAAAGCGAGUCUUUCUGGGCGCCUUAUAUACAGGCUUUACCACAGCCUGAGGACCACGAUUCUUGGUCUCUUCCGCCGUUUUGGCCAGAUGAGGAUGCCGAAUUAUUUGAGGGGACAAAUAUCGAGGUUGGAGUUACGAGCAUAAGAGCCAAUGUGAGGAGGGAAUUCAAGACGGCGCAUGAUCUUUUGACCACUGAGUCGUGGGAGCCUGAGCUUCUCAAGCAAUUCACAUUGACUUUGUACCAAUGGGCGUACAGUAUCUUCUCAAGUAGAAGUUUCCGCCCGAGUCUUGUUCUUGGGCCAGAGGAUCAGCAACGUCUUCCCGAAGGUGUCAAGCUAGACGACUUUUCUGUUCUCAUGCCUCUAUUUGAUAUAGGAAAUCAUGAUAUGACUACCAAAGUGGAAUGGAUACGGAAUGAGAGGAUCAAUGGCUGCAGUCUCAAGGUUGAAAAGGCGUAUCAGGCUGGGGAACAGGUCUUCAACAACUACAGCAUGAAGACAAAUGCCGAGCUACUACUGGGAUAUGGGUUUACGCUCCCAGAGACGGAGGAUUUGCACAACGACUAUGUUCAUGUGCGGAAACGUCAGCCUGCAAAGGGUGAGGCCACGGAGGAGUAUUAUAUCUCUCUACGACCUGUCCGAGACCCCAGCUCCCUCCUUGCACGCUCAAAACAAACCGUCCAGCUCAGCGAUUCAGCCCCCAUACUCGGAGCUUUUCAACAUGUUCAGCACGACAUGGUCUGGGACAUAUUCUGCACGCUCGCGCCACCCGAGCAACGCUCGACACUUAUCAGCGAAGGCUCGGAGCCAGAGCAGCAAGAGAAGUUCUUCAGCGGUCAAGUCAGUGAAGACGGGAGAAUGUUCCUUCAGCAGACUGCGGCCAUCAUCCAGCACAAGGUCAUGCAGGAGCUUGAGAGGUUGCUUGAGACGGACGUGGAGGUUGUGGGUGGAGGUGGCCUGACGAGGAAUCAGCAGUUGGCGUUGGAUUAUAGGGCGAGGUGUAGAAGAGUGCUUGAGAAUACACUGGAGGCUAUGAAUAUGGAGGAGUUGUUUGGGGAGGAUGACGAAGGGGACGAAUAG
Fusarium musae is the source of this 1371-nucleotide messenger RNA. RefSeq lists its product as uncharacterized. The transcript has a single exon. Gene Ontology annotation, molecular function: protein-lysine N-methyltransferase activity. Gene Ontology annotation, biological process: peptidyl-lysine monomethylation. Gene Ontology annotation, cellular component: nucleus. The record is from RefSeq and is a predicted model, not a curated record. Lineage: Eukaryota; Fungi; Ascomycota; Sordariomycetes; Hypocreales; Nectriaceae. Bases 1 to 1371 code for a protein of 456 amino acids.